AUGGAGAAACUGGCGGGCAUGAUCAGGACGGAGCAAGAGGAGUUCUUUAUCGAGCCGGUGGAAAGAGGCGCCGGGGCGAUCGAGGAGGAGGAGGGGGCAGCGGGAGGAAGGUCGCACAUCGUCUACCGCUCCUCGGCCAUAAAGAAGGCGCCCGUCGACAGCACGGCGGGAGACUCCCACUCCAGAGGUGCAGAUCUUGGUGGUCUAAUGGAUCUGGAGUCCCUCUAUCGAGGCGUGGAGCAGAGCAUCAACCACACGCGAGCGGGUCGCGCUCGCAGGCAGAGCAUGGACCGGGCCUACAACAUCGAGGUUCUGCUCGGCGUCGAUGACUCGGUGGUCCAGUUCCACAAGAAGGAGCACGUCCAGAAGUACCUGCUGACGCUCAUGAACAUCGUGAAUGAAAUCUACCACGACAAAUCUCUGGGAGCCAAAAUCAAUGUGGUGCUGGUGCGGAUUAUCAUGUUGGGCCACGGAAAGUCCACGAGUCUGAUAGAGCUGGGGAACCCUUCCCAGAGUCUGGAGAACGUGUGUCGCUGGGCCUUUCUGCAGCAGAAGCAGGACACCGGGGACGCCGAGUAUCACGACCACGCCAUCUUCCUCACGCGGCAGGAAUUUGGACCCACGGGCAUGCAGGGUUAUGCCCCAGUGACGGGCAUGUGCCAUCCGGUAAGGAGCUGCACUUUGAACCACGAGGAUGGUUUCUCUUCGGCCUUUGUGGUGGCCCAUGAGACCGGACAUGUGCUGGGCAUGGAGCACGAUGGCCAGGGGAACCGCUGUGGGGACGAGGUGCACAUGGGAAGCAUCAUGGCUCCAUUGGUUCAGGCUGCCUUCCACCGUUUCCACUGGUCCAGAUGUAGCAUGCAAGAGCUGGGACGCUACAUCCAUUCCUACGACUGUCUCCGCGACGACCCCUUCGACCACAACUGGCCGUCGCUGCCUCAACUCCCCGGUCUGCACUACUCAAUGAACGAGCAGUGCCGCUUCGACUUCGGUGUGGGCUACGCCAUGUGCACUGCGUAUCGCACCUUUGACCCAUGCAAGCAGCUGUGGUGCAGCCACCCGGACAAUCCCUUCUUCUGCAAGACCAAGAAAGGACCGCCCAUCGAUGGCACUAUGUGCGGAAAUGGGAAGCAUUGUUUUAAAGGUCACUGCAUCUGGCUGACACCUGACAUCAUGAAGCAGGAUGGAAACUGGGGCUCCUGGAGUGAAUUCGGACAGUGCUCCCGCACGUGUGGCGGUGGCGUUCAGUUUCGCACACGCGACUGUGACAAUCCAAGACCAGCCAACGGAGGCCGUACCUGCGUGGGGGCGACGUACCAGUUCCAGAUGUGCAACACCAACGAGUGCGAGGACAUCUACAGCGACACGCGAGAGGAGCAAUGCCACGCCUGGGACCCUCGCUUCGAACAGCCCAGCAACAAGCACUGGCUGCCCUACGAACACCCUGACGCCAACAAGCGAUGCCACCUGCACUGCCAGUCCAAAGAAACCCGGGACGUGGUCUUCAUGCAGCGGAUGGUCCUGGACGGCACGCGCUGCUCCUACAAGGACCCGCACAGCGUGUGCGUGCGCGGCGAGUGUGAGAAAGUGGGCUGUGACGGCGUGGUGGGCUCCUCCAAGCAGGACGACAAGUGUGGCGUUUGUGGAGGAGACAACUCCAGCUGCAAAACCUUCAAGGACACAAUCACUCGCACAGUCAAGAAGCAAGGUUUCCUGAAAGUCCUUGAAAUCCCCAGAGGAGCACGCCACUUACUGAUCCAAGAGCUGAAAGCAACCACUCACAUUUUUGCUGUGAAAAACGUGGCUUCCGGACUGUUCUUCAUAAACGGGGAGAACGAGUAUCCCGAAUCCAGAUCAGUCAUCGAGAAGGGCGUGGAGUGGGAAUAUGAAAACGACAACAACAAAGAGACGCUCCAAACCACGGGUCCUCUCACGCACGGAAUCUUGAUCAUGGUGAAAUUACUUGGAGAUGAGGAUGUGAACUUGUCUUAUAAGUACAUGAUGAACAUGGACAGUGAUUCCUUCAUCCAAAACAACAUUCUGGUGGAGGACAGUGCCUAUGAGUGGGCCCCCAAGAGAUGGUCCGACUGCUCCAAGCCCUGUGGUGGAGGGAAACGCUACCUGCGGUACGGCUGCAGGAGAAAAGUGGACAGUAAGAUGGUCCACAAGAGCUUCUGUAACAAGUCCAACAUGAAACCCAGAGGAGACACCCAAGACUGCAACCAGAAGCCCUGCCCUCCACCCAUUUGGGUGACUGAGGAAUGGCAGAACUGCAGUAAGGCGUGUGGAAAGACCGGCAUGCAAGUCCGCUUGGUCAGCUGCGUCCAGCCGUCAGACGACAACACCACCAGAACUAUCCAUAAUAAAUACUGCAACGACGACCGUCCAGAGACCCGCAGACCCUGCAACCGAGACCCCUGUCCGACCCAGUGGCGGGUCGGACCAUGGUCACAGUGCUCGGUGACCUGUGGCAACGGGACUCAGCAGAGGCAGGCCGUGUGCCACACCCGAGACAACACCAUCGGCCUGUGUCUGGACAGCAAGCCCGACACCAUCAGGAUGUGUCGGCUGGAUCCAUGCUCCAAGGGCUCAUCGGACCUCAACAAGAACGGCAACAUCCUGAUCCAGUGGCUGUCUCGCCCCAGCCCCAACUACCACAAGAGCUCCUCACGCCACCGUUGUCAUGGAGACCGCUCGGUGUUCUGUCGUAUGGAGGUGUUGACGCGCUACUGCUCCCUACCAGACUUUCAGCGUCUGUGCUGCAAGACCUGCAGCAAUGUCACAGUCACAGAGUCUCAAGCCAACUUCACAACCACCCCCGUCACUUCCACAGGACGCAGCGUCACAGGGCGUCCGCCCACCAGCCUCAGUCAUUUGUUCACUGCUACCCAGCCUUCUAAAGCUGUAAUCACUGCCACUCCAGAUGUUACCACCAACUCCUGGACCAUGACUCAUACUCCCACAAUCAUUCUUACAAGCCAUCAGUCCACCUUGAUCUCACUGGUUGCCACAGAAAUAAUCGCCAUCCACACAAAAGUAGCUACCGUAUCACCUGUUAUCCCAACCACAUCAGUUGCUACGGACUUUCCCAGAACUACUGCGAAAACUCUUCCUUUGCCUGCCCCAGGAACAGACGAGAGUUUACAUCCAAUGCCACAGAGCACUACAGGUUAUCCAACUACCACUUUCUUUCCCACAAAAUUCACUCCAACCAACAGUACGAGCAUUAACAGUACCAAAACCCCACUACAAACCAAGCCCCCAAAAUAUGUUGUACCAAAGAAAAGUACCCCAAAAGUAAGUCCACCAAAAAAAUAUCCACACAAAAAGGAGAAUGCACCAAAGUCCAAUCUCCAAAAGAGCACUACCCCAAAAAAGAGUACAGCAGCCAACCUGCCUCCUAAAAAGAUUACACCAGUCAAAACGACAACCAAAAAGACUACACCAGUCAAAAAGACACCCAAAAAAACUACACCGGUCAAAAAAACGCCCAAAAAGAUUACACCAGGCAAAAUAACUCCUAAAAAAACUACACCAGUCAAAACAACACCCAAAAAGACUACACCAGUCAAAACAACUCCCAAAAAGACUACACCAGUCAAUAUGACUCCUAAAAAGACCAUGCCAGUCAAGACAACACCCAAAAAGACUACACCAGUCAAAACAACUCUCAAAAAGACUACACCAGACAAAACAACUCCCCAAAAGACUACGCCAGGCAAAACAACGCCUAAAAAGACUACACCAGUCAAAACAACGACCAAAAAUUUGAAACCAACCAAGACAACUCCUGAAAAUAAUGGACCUGAUAACACAACGACCAAAACGCCUAUGCCAGCUCACACACCACUCAAAAAGAUAGUCAACGCCUCCCGAAAGAAGUCUCCCCCAGUUAAGAAGCCUACUGAGAAAAAAAGCAAACCCACUCCUAAAAUUAAAACUGCUUUAAAGUCAUUACCCCCAAAAAAUGCAAAAGUUUCAAAGCAAACCCAAACAAAAACAAGCCUGAAAAAGACCUCAAAAAUCGCACAAAGAGUUAGCGUAACCGUUCAGGCUAAACGUAAUGAAAGUGGAAUCCCAGUGGGACAAACGACAACAGCUUCAUAUCACAUUACAUGGGCAACUCCAAUCACAAGUGCGGAGCCCCCAUCCUCUAGUCCUUCGACCACGAGUGUAUAUAGUACUACCACAAGCCUGCCUUUACCUUACUCAACAAUCAACACCACGGAUAUCACUAAAAAGUCAGCAAGUACAGAUGAAGCUCUUUUGUGGCAAGAAGACAAUGCUCCUUUGAUAACCACAACCUCAAGCGAUCUUCCAGACGUCACCAUUCCCAGCGAAACCCCAUCAUACACAGAUGUCCCGAUGAGCAGCAGCGGGUAUGUCAUUGUCAGCCGUGAAGCUAUUCUGAGUGGCGACGGCAUCACUGUGUCUUACAACGGUGCGGAUGCGGCAAGCGACACCACGGUGCUGGAUGACGGCUUCACUGGGAUGAUACCAACCAUCCACAGCGAAGACGGGACAGAUCUGACUUCCUUGCCCUGGCUGGACCUUUCCGAGUACAUUCCUGUGACCACCACUACAACCCCCGACCCUGCUGAAAAACCUACCGCUGGGACUCCUGUGUUCUCUACGGUGAGCCCUCAGCAAGGGGUAAAGGACAACAAUGACAUUGACGCUCUGUACCACAGGAUCACCAGCGUGGACGCUGACAUUUCUCAGAACAACCUGAUCCCAAAGCGACGCGUCAACCUGCGGGAAAAGACCAGGAAUAAACGUAUUCAGGAGCUUCUGGAGGAGAAGCGGAACCUUCUCCUUAGGAUGAGGAGAGGCCAUGCAGAGCGAUAGAGCACAAUUUUUUUCAGUUCUCUUAUAGAGACGACCAUUUUUACAGACUUCUUCAAAACCCCGCGGUAUUCCCUCUAUCAGGGAUUCAGCAACAAACUGUCACUAUUGAAACAGUCAACAAAGACCUUUGUGAAGUCGUAGCUUUGGCAACACACAAGACAAUCCAGAAACUAGCACACAUAUACCUAGUUAAAGGCCUACUGAAAUUAUUUUUUUUAAUUUAAACGGGGAUAGCAGAUCCAUUCUAUGUGUCAUACUUGAUCAUUUCGCGAUAUUGCCAUAUUUUUGCUGAAAGGAUUUAGUAGAGAAAAUCGACGAUAAAGUUCGCAACUUUUGCUCGCUGAUAAAAAAAAAAACCUUGCCCCUACCGGAAGUAGCGUGACGUCACAAGCGGUAGUGCUGCUCACAAUUCCCCGUUGUUUACAUGGAGCGAGAGAUAUUCGGAGCGAGAAAGCGACGAUUACCCGAUUAAUUUGAGCGAGGAUGAAACAUUCGUGGAUGAGGAACGUUAGAGUGACGGACUAGAAUGCAGUUCAAGAGAUAUCUUUUUUUCGCUCUGACCGUAACUUAGGUACAAGCUGGCUCAUUGGAAUCCACACUCUCUCUUUUUUCUAUUGUGGAUCACGGAUUUGUAUUUUAAACCACCUCGGAUACUAUAUCCUCUUGAAAAUGAGAGUCGAGAAGGCGAAAUGGACAUUCACAGUGACUUUUAUCUCCACGACAAUACAUCGACGAAACACUUUAGCUACGGAGCUAACGUGAUAGCAUCGUGCUUAACUGCAUAUACAAACAAAAUAAAUAAAUUCCUGACUGGAAGGAUAGACAGAAGAUCAACAAUACUAUAAAACCAUGGACAUGUAAAUACACGGUUAAUGCUUUCCAGCCUGGCGAAGCUUAAAAAUGCUGUUGCUAGCGACGCCAUUGAAGCUAACUUAACUACGGAGCUAACGUGAUAGCAUCAUGCUUAACUGCAUAUAGAAACAAAAUAAAUAAAUCCCUGACUGGAAGGAUAGACAGAAGAUCAACAAUACUAUUAAACAGUGCAGUGCAGGACGUAUCUUUUUUUGCUCUCACCGUAAUUUAGAUACAAGGGUUCAUUGGAUUCCACACUCUCUCCUUUUUCUAUUGUGGAUCACGGAUUUGUAUUUUAAACCACCUCGGAUACUAUAUCCUCCUGAAAAUGAGAGUCGAGAAGGCGAAAUGGACAUUCACAGUGACUUUUAUCUCCACGACAAUACAUCGACGAAGCUCUUUAGCAUGAGCUAACGUGAUAGCAUCUGUCUCAAAUGCAGAUAGAAACAAAAUAAAUAAAUCCCUGACUGGAAGGAUAGACAGAAGAUCAACAAUACUACUAUCAGGAGACACCGAACCAAACACCGGACAUGUAAAUACACGGUAAAUGCUGUGCCGCCUGUCGAAGCCUGGCAAUGCUGUUGCUAACGACGCUAACUUAGCAACGGGAACUCGUCAGAGCUAUGAUAAAAACAUUAGCGCUCCACCUACGCCAGCCAGCCCUCAUCUGCUCAUCAACACCCGUGCUCACCUGCGUUCCAGCGAUCGACGAUGCGGUCGGCGGCCCGGAGACGUAGGAAGUCAAGGUGAGGUCGCCGGCGCUAGCUCUGCUAUCCAACAAAGUCCUCCUUGUUGUGUUGCUACAGCCAGCCGCUAAUACACCGAUCCCACCUACAACGUUCUUCUUUGCAACCUCCAUUGUUCAUUAAACAAAUUGCAAAAGAUUCACCAACACAGAUGUCCAGAAUACUGUGGAAUUUUGUCGAACAAAACAGAGUGUCCAAUAGGGUCCAAACACUUCCGUGGACCUCGCGACGUCACGCGCAUACGUCAUCCUCCAAAGGCGUUUUGAACCGGAAGUUCCCCGGUAAAUUUAAAAUGACACUUUAUAAGUUAACCGGGCCGUAUUGGCAUGUGUUGCAAUGUUAAGAUUUCAUCAUUGAUAUAUAAACUAUCAGACUGCGUGGUCGCUAGUAGUGGCUUUCAGUAGGCCUUUAAAGGAGCACUUUACAAAACCAAACUUGUUACUCCUCAAAAUCAUCCACAAUGGUGACCCAUAACUGGGCAAGGAUGUAAGACAGUACUGUUAAUACACUUAUUUUGAUACAACUACAGAGACAAAUACCUCAUGGUACCGCUAAUGUUGCUACUGUGGGACAUCAUCCUACCCCAAACCUGUGGAGAACAGUUUAAAUUGAGUUACAAACUCAAUUGAGUUAUGCUACUUAUUUUUAUGUUGCUUGUUCCAGAGUUGCAUGCUUUGGGAUUUCUCAUCCCCCAAUAAGUUGCCUGCUUUGGGGUGUUGCUAAACACAUGGUGCUUCGAACAUAAGACAAAGCUAUUGUUGGGAAAACAAAAGGCUUCAGGAGUUAGAAAAAUAUUUGUGGCAUGUUUUUAUUAGUAUUAUUUGUAUUGUGGUCAGUGAACAAAGGUGCUUUGUGGUCAGUGAUGAUUUGUAUGUACAGAGAAUAUAGAGAUAAUAUAACAUACUUAAAAAAAAGGCCUCUUUAUGGUAGAUUUGUAUGCAAAGAAGCUUUGGAUCGAUAAUUUUAAAUUGUUUAUCCAUUUCUAACUGGGAACAACCGCUGAAGCACCAACAGAUCUAGCUGUACAAUAUCUGUACAUAUCAAAAAUAACUUAAUGUUGAAUAUUUAUUAAAGUUUAAG
Entelurus aequoreus (snake pipefish) is the source of this 7526-nucleotide messenger RNA. It is a transcript of the gene adamts2a, whose product is annotated as ADAM metallopeptidase with thrombospondin type 1 motif, 2a. Gene Ontology annotation, biological process: extracellular matrix organization; proteolysis. The record is from RefSeq and is a predicted model, not a curated record. Gene Ontology annotation, molecular function: metalloendopeptidase activity. The transcript has 21 exons. The coding region runs from base 1 to 4848 and encodes 1615 amino acids. NCBI's taxonomy places the organism in Eukaryota, Metazoa, Chordata, Actinopteri, Syngnathiformes, Syngnathidae. Gene Ontology annotation, cellular component: extracellular matrix.